Molecule: messenger RNA, 2303 nt
Organism: Stegastes partitus (bicolor damselfish)
Lineage: Eukaryota; Metazoa; Chordata; Actinopteri; Pomacentridae
Product: calcium uptake protein 3, mitochondrial-like
Exons: 14
Coding region: 56-1381 (441 amino acids)
Biological process (GO): calcium import into the mitochondrion; mitochondrial calcium ion homeostasis
Cellular component (GO): uniplex complex
Molecular function (GO): calcium ion binding
Source: RefSeq, a predicted model, not a curated record
GCUCGGAGCGGCUCCUCCGUGUCCUGCUGCUUACGACACCUCGGCGUAAACAGCCAUGGCCGCGCUGCGCAGGCUCUUCCCUUCCCUCACCAGCAGCUCCAGAUCAGGGACGUUCACCAAACAGAGACCGUCCAGGCUGAUCGCCGCCGGAGCCUGCGUGACCGCGGCGGCCGGAGCAGCUGCAGCCGCCUUCUACUACCGCGGGCGGCCCGGGAUCAGGAGCCAUGUCGAGGCUCGACUCGUGCAUCUGGCGCUGCCGGCGGUUUCUGCCACCGAUAAGACGAAGACCUUCGGGCUGGACGAUGGAGACGUGUACAUGUCGUCCUACGAGAACAGGUUCCGGCUGUUCAGCUCGGUGGAGGUCGAGGGGCAGCUCUACAUGACGCCGCUAAACUUCAUCGAGUCCGUCACUCUGAACGAACCAAAGAGCAGGAGAGUGUGGAAGGCCCUCACAAAAAAGGAAUUAGACAAGAUGCUGACUGAUACUCCGCCUGUUUGGAAAGGAUCAUCUAAUUUGUUUAGAAAUCUUCGCGAACGAGGUGUCAUCAGUUACACCGAGUACCUGUUCCUGAUCUGCAUUUUAACAAAGCCCCAUGCAGGCUUUCGGAUUGCUUUCAACAUGUUUGAUGCAGAUGGGAAUGAAAUGGUGGACAAAAGGGAGUUCUUAGUGCUGGAAGAAAUUUUCCGCAAGAAAAAGGACAGAAAAGAAGUUGCUGAAGAUGUGCAAAGACUGGAUCAGCAAAGCCUGCAGCUUUACGGUCAUCGCACAUCGCAGCCACACAGUAACGUGGAUGACAAAACGGAGACGACACUGUUGGUGCACUUCUUUGGGAAAAAAGGCAAAGCUGAGUUAAAGUUUGAAGAUUUUUACAAGUUCAUGGACAACCUGCAGACAGAGGUGCUUGAGAUAGAGUUCCUCUCCUACUCCAAAGGCAUGCCCACCAUCAGCGAGGAGGACUUCGCUCGGAUCCUCCUUCGCUACACCAACGUGGACGACGUCAGCGGCUAUUUGGAGAACGUGCGUCACAACAUACCGGAUGACAAGGGAAUCACCUUCGAAGAGUUCAGGUCCUUCUUCCAGUUCCUCAACAACCUGGAGGAUUUUGCCAUCGCCAUGCAAAUGUACAACUUUGCAAACCGCUCCAUCGGUCAAGAUGAAUUCACUCGAGCCGUCUACGUGGCCACGGGCAUCAAGCUGACUCGUCACCUGGUCAACACCGUCUUCAGGAUCUUCGACGAGGAUCACGACGGCAAACUCAGCCACAAGGAGUUCAUCGGCGUCAUGAAGGACCGGCUGCACCGCGGCGAAGGGGGCAUGAGAGUGGAGGAGAAGUUCAUCUCCUUCAAGUCCUGCAUGAAGAAGGAGCUUUCAGGCAAAUAGGUGAACGCUCCGGCUCCGGUGCACGUCUCGCCGGCUUGGACGAGCUGCGUCUCCUCUGCGCUCUCCGUCGGGACGAAGGGUUCAUGCAUGCUGCAGCAUCUUUUUAACAUAAACAGGAAGUGGCACAAACAGGAUGUGGUCAAGCUAAUGGAAAUCUGUUACACAAGUGGUCGAACACACACAAAUGACCCAAAAUGAACCGAGAACAUCCACUUCAGUCAGUGUUACAGUCCUCUAAAUUGCACUUAUUAGUUUAUCUAAAUGCUUUUUAUUGCUGUUAUUUAUUUAUCUAUAAGCCUAUUGCUUGCUUCGUUGCUUGCAUGCUUCGUCCUUUUAUCGGUUCUGCAGCCUCCUGCACACGUCGACUCAGGACCUCCUCCUCCCCCUCCUCCUAUUUCCUCCCAAAGCGCUGCAGCUAAAAUCCUCCAGGAUCCUCCAGAGCCGGCAGGCCUGAACACACUCGCUCGGUCUCUGGCUUUUUCACUGUUUAACUACAGGCAGCUAACAGUGUUAAUCAUUUCUUGGCUCAGAGUGAAGAGAAGCGCCGCUACGCCACUGCAGGGAUGACCUCCAUAUGAAUAAAUAUGCAAAAUAUCGAAGCCAUAUGUCUGUUUGACUCUUGGGGCGCUCGGCUUAAAUUAUCAUUGGUUUUAGCAGGAGCAGAACUUUAAGAUGACCUUUAUCGAAUAGAAGAGCUUGUACUUUUGAAUAACAGUUGUUGUAAUGUUUGCUUUGGGUGCACUGAAUGCUUCAGGCGUGCUUUAAUAUUAACCAGGCUCAUGUGUUUCUAUUUCAGACUCUCUUCUGUUUAACUCUUGGAUUAGUUAGUCUACCUCGUUUCUUUUAAACCAGGCCUCGACUGUUACUGUCAGAGCGCAGAUGCAUUUCUAAUGACAUGGUGCAAUAAAUACAAGAACAAAUA